Messenger RNA from Cyphomyrmex costatus, 1709 nucleotides. RefSeq names its product chromatin assembly factor 1, p105 subunit (gene Caf1-105). The record is from RefSeq and is a predicted model, not a curated record. Gene Ontology annotation, biological process: DNA replication-dependent chromatin assembly; nucleosome assembly. Gene Ontology annotation, molecular function: protein binding. Lineage: Eukaryota; Metazoa; Arthropoda; Insecta; Hymenoptera; Formicidae. The coding region runs from base 19 to 1644 and encodes 541 amino acids. The transcript is spliced from 6 exons. Gene Ontology annotation, cellular component: CAF-1 complex; nucleus.
UUGAUCUUAAUCGACAGAAUGAAGUGUAUUACUCCCGAAAUUUCGUGGCAUAAUCGCGAUCCAGUCCUGAGUAUCGAUGUACAAAGCGAUGUGUACGAAAAUGCGAAAGGAGAAAUGUUUUGGAGAGUGGCGACUGGAGGAGCAGAUUGCCAUGUUUUGAUUUGGCAUUUGACAACAACCAAUUAUGGUGGAGCUACUGUGAGCUUUGCAGCAGAUUUGGUUCGUCAUCAAAGGGCAGUAAAUGUUGUGAGAUUUUCUCCGUCAAAGGAAAUUCUAGCAUCAGGAGAUGAUGAAUCGAUUAUUAUUUUGUGGAAAGUCAAGGAAGGAAGAGACUUAUCUCCGCCUUCAGAUGAUACUGAAAAUAAAGAACAAUGGACUUCCUGGAAAGUACUGAAAGGUCAUAUUGAAGACGUUUAUGAUAUUAGUUGGUCGCCGGACUCUAAUUUUUUAAUCUCGGGAUCUGUUGAUAAUACUGCUAUACUGUGGGAUAUUCAGAAAGGUCGUAAAACUGCGAUAUUACAAGACCACAAAGGUUUUGUACAAGGAGUGUCUUGGGAUCCCUGUAAUCAAUAUGUAUGCACUAUUAGUACAGACAGAUACUGCCGUUUAAUAAGCAUUGCCACAAAGAAAGUCGUUCAGCGCGUUUAUAAGUCUAAAAUUCCGACACCAUCUGGCAUUUCAUUGGAAGGGAAGCUCGUGCGUCGUCUAUUUUACGACGACACCUUCAAAUCUUUCUUCCGCCGACUGACCUUCUCGAUAGAUGGAUCCCUAAUUUUUGUUCCAUCUGGAAUAAUCGAGUCGCAGGAGACCACAGGGACUGUAUCAAAUGCAGUAAUUGUUUUCUCUAGAGAAGAUAUAAGAGAACCAAUAAUGAUCUUACCUACUUUAAAUGAAUGUACUAUAGCAGUACGAUGUUGUCCUGUGUAUUUUGAAUUACGAAAGGAUGGUCCAGCUGCUUUGGUACCGUUGCCUUACAGAAUGAUACUCGCUGUCGCUACACAGAGUUCUAUAUUAUUCUACGAUACACAGCAGACUUCUCCAAUCGGUGUGGUGUCGCUAAUUCAUUAUGGUAGACUAAAUGAUCUUUCAUGGUCUAGCGAUGGUAAAAUUUUAAUUACAUCUUCGAGCGAUGGCUACUGUUCCAUAAUACACUUUGAAGAAGGUGAACUAGGGAAAGUUUAUGAGAUAAAAGAAAAUUCUUUACAAAAGAGUAUAAAGGAAACUAUAAAGGAAGUACCUAAAAGUUCUAGUAAAAAAUCUUUGUACAGUACAAUCAAAAACAAAAACAAUGUUCCAACAAUAUUCGAUGUAGAUGAUUGUGCGAUGGACAUUGAACUUAUAAAAAGUAACACAACCAACGCAAUAACAAAUAAUCAAGCUGAAAAACUUAAGGGACAGAAACUGAACGAAAUUAUUAGUAGUGAAAAUAUUAGAUCAGAAAGUAAUUUACAGAUUGACAAGAAAUUAAAUGAAGAAGAAACAGAAGAUAUCAAAUUGGUGUAUAACGAAGAAAACAGUAGCGAUGGGACCAAAAUCAAAACCAGAAAUACUCCGCCAAAGUCUGCUCCUAUUAUAUGUCACAAAACUCCUAGAAGGGUGAAAUUAAUAACUUUGUCGAGUCCAAAAGGACUCAAGAAACAAUAGUUUGUAAAACAGAUAUGCUAUGUAAUUAUUAAAUAUAUAAUUAUUUUUAUAAUGUAUAAUAUUAA